UCUGUAUCAUGUAUCGACUAAUUUGUCCAAACAUUUCACUUUGACCAAUAGAAAAGUUUAUCCUGAAAGUUAAUUGUGUUCAAAUCAAUUUAAAUUAUAUAUUACACGACAAUUGUUUCAUCUUAUGUGCUAACUGUUAAACUUAAUUAACUAAUUGUUCUAAUGUGGUAAAAAUUGUAAUCAAUUUUAAAACUUUCAAUUAGUUUGUGAGUUUAUCUCAGUUAUUUUUUUUUCUCGUUUAAUUGUUGGUCUAAUUUGUUUUCUGUUUCUUUAAUUUCUGAGAGAAAUUUUUGUUCAUUAUAAUCACUUUAAUUUAGUUAAUCAUUUAAUUGUUUAUCCAUAAUAAUUAAGCUAUCAAAUGGCUGGUUAUUUAUUCAUAGAUAUUUAUUAUAUUAGUUUACAAUUAAUCUUGUUAUCAUUGACUGUCCAAGGUUCACCUUUACCAAAUUAUCAGACUUAUUUUGAAGGCAUCGAUCCUAUUUCCUCUUCCGCCUCCACCUCAUCACUUUCAUCACCCUCCUCCUCCCUCUCAUCAUCUUCCGAUUUAUUAAAUCAACAACAACAACCCCAACCUCAACCCCAACAACAGCAGCAACAACAACAACAACAACAAGACCAUCAAAUGUCACCGGAACCAGGAAACAUGAUUGAAUUUGAAAAUUCAUACCCAUUUCCGAUUCUAAGAGGAACCAGAAAUGGAUCAGCAUCUUUCCCAUCAUCAUCAUCAUCAUUAUCACCAUCAUCAUCUUCAUCCUUAUCAUCAUCACCAACUACAUUUCAACGACCUCCAAAUACAAUUCAUCUCUUACUUGGACGAUUUUUUAAAUCCCCAGAAGCAUUGGAAGGACCAUAUCAAAGAGGUCGAAGAUAUCGAGAUAAAAGUGACAAGAGCUUCAUCCGGUUCGGUCGAUCACCCAACCCCGAACGAACUAUAGCUCUUUGGCCUCGUGAGAAUCGUAAAAGGCCAGAAAAAACUAGCGACACUUAUUUCCUUCGAUUUGGACGUUCAACCAAAUGAACAAAAUCGAAGCUCGAAAGUUGAAAGAAAAAAAACAAAAGUUCUAAUCAAAUAUUCAACUGAUUGGAAGUUGAUUCCAAUCAAAGAAAAGACAUAGAAAAAUAAUUCCAAUCUAAUAUUAAUCUAAUCUAAUCAAAACAAUUAACUAAACUAAAAAUUGUCAUUAAUUGAAAAAAGAAAUCCUCAACAAUUAAAACUGAUUAAAGUGACAGUUGAACCAGUAAACCUUUUCAUCAAGAGCGGAUAUUGAUUAUUGACCACCCACUUCCUCCUUAAUUGUUUUGUCUCAUUUUUAUUUAAUCCAUCAACCUAAUCAUCAAUCUAGUAAAUUUAAUCCAUUAAUCCCAUUUAACUGAUUGUUGUUAACUUGAUCCUUUCUCGACCAUUGAAAACCUUUACAAUAAAAAAAAACAAUCGUAACAAUUAAAAUCAUGAAAUAAACUGAUUGUUUCACUUUUUGGUAA
Molecule: messenger RNA, 1482 nt
Organism: Panonychus citri (citrus red mite)
Lineage: Eukaryota; Metazoa; Arthropoda; Arachnida; Trombidiformes; Tetranychidae
Exons: 2
Coding region: 359-1018 (219 amino acids)
Biological process (GO): neuropeptide signaling pathway
Source: RefSeq, a predicted model, not a curated record